AGUCGCUGUGAAUAGACGUUGUCUUGGCUACCACUUUGGCCAGCUCUCCGAAUCCAAAUAAGUUCCUUUUUUUAGCAACACACAGAAAACGCACAAAAAUGUUCAAGCUGUUUAUGCUAAUGUGCUUGAUGGUGGCAGGAGCCAGAAGCUUAAGCCCGCCUGCCGCACAGGUGGGUACAACCAGGACCACCGGAGGUGAUUUGGCCACGGCAGAGACCUCGGCAAAGUUUUUGAAUCUUUUUGGUGGCGGCACUGGCGGAUAUCCAAGCUAUGGCUAUAAUUAUCAGCGACCAACGACAUAUCCUGGCUAUAAUUAUGGCUACAACAACAAUGGAUAUUACGGCAAUUCAGGCAGCAAUUAUCCGACGCCUGGCAGCUAUUAUCCCACUACAGGAGGCAGCUAUUAUCCCACUACAGGAGGCAGCUAUUACCCCACCACUGGAGGCAGUUACUAUCCAACGACUGGCGGCUAUCCGAAUACGGGCGGCAGCUAUUAUCCCACAACAAAUAUCCUGGGCUCACAAGGAGGCUAUGCCGGCUAUGGCGGCUAUGGAGGCUACAGACAGACUUACGGCUAAGAGCAAAAACCUUUUCAGAUGUAACGCUCCAGCACGCCCACAAAAUCCACACAUACAAAAAAGAUCGUAAAACUUUUAUAAACAAUUUAUUAGCAACUUCUUGUACGGCAAGAAAAAAAAAAACGAAGAACUUCAACAUCAGAAACCUUUGGAAUUUUUCCAACCCACAUCUACGUCAAGUUUUUACUGGAGAGAUCAGGUUUUCUUCUUGUUGUUUUUUUAAAUAUUUUUUUGCAUUUUAAGUAAAGUCAUGUUUAUGUUAUCCCUGUCCUUAACGCCCACCCACCGCUUGCUCCACCCGCCGCCUCUCGCAAAUGCAGUGAAGCUGAAGUUUUCCUGGAAAUUUCGCCUUGCGGAAAAUGCAUUCCGGACGAGCAUGUGGGGCUGCUGCUGAGAGGAGAGAGCAGAGCUAUUUGUGAUAAGCUAAUAGAUUUCUCUUGUUAAAUAAAGCUAUAUUUAUGCAAGGAUUUACGAGUGUGUG
Messenger RNA from Drosophila obscura, 1059 nucleotides. RefSeq names its product prisilkin-39. Lineage: Eukaryota; Metazoa; Arthropoda; Insecta; Diptera; Drosophilidae. The coding region runs from base 99 to 578 and encodes 159 amino acids. The record is from RefSeq and is a predicted model, not a curated record. The transcript has 4 exons.